AUGUGGUCUAGGUGUUUUCUAAAAUCAUCACUCACGCAAGUUUUACGUUCUCGUCGUGCAUCUAUUUCAAGAGCAUUUUGGAAUACACAAGAUCAUCAUGAUGAAAAACGUUUUUCACCAUUUUCUCCACGUUUGGGAAAACGCGAAAAUCAACAGGAAGAAGAAGAUAAUGAUGUUGUUGCUGUUAAACAAACUCAACCAUUAUUAAAUACAAUUGAUAUGAAUUUUUUAAAAGCAUUUUAUACAGUACUUGCCAAUUCGUUGGAUUCAGACUCGAAUGAUGUGAUAUAUCAAGAUGAUAAAUAUAUCUGUGUUACUCAACAAAUUAUUGAAGAUAUUACAAGACAAGUUAAUGAAAUGUUUUAUAAUAAUGCUAAUAGAAGAAACGUAUUUCAAGGUGAUCACAAAUAUUUUUUACAUCCCUAUGAAAAUGCAUUAAUAUUUCGAGCACGUACCGGAUAA
Didymodactylos carnosus is the source of this 462-nucleotide messenger RNA. The record is from the annotation of a GenBank genome assembly. NCBI's taxonomy places the organism in Eukaryota, Metazoa, Rotifera, Eurotatoria, Philodinida, Philodinidae.